Messenger RNA from Lagenorhynchus albirostris (white-beaked dolphin), 2165 nucleotides. RefSeq names its product phospholipase A1 member A (gene PLA1A). The transcript has 11 exons. Bases 194 to 1561 code for a protein of 455 amino acids. NCBI's taxonomy places the organism in Eukaryota, Metazoa, Chordata, Mammalia, Artiodactyla, Delphinidae. Gene Ontology annotation, biological process: lipid metabolic process. Gene Ontology annotation, molecular function: lipase activity; carboxylic ester hydrolase activity. The record is from RefSeq and is a predicted model, not a curated record.
UUGAGAAGAAGAAACAGAAAAACUGGGGAAGUUAGACAAAUAGGGAGAGACCUGUUACAGGUCAUGAGGCCAGUUAAUGAUUAGUGAGACCCGAGUGGGCGUUUAGUGUUCAAAACUGUGAGAGCCUGGGUUAUGAGAUCUCUUUGUCAUUAGGGGUCGGCUUCACCCCAGCUCUGAGACUUCCAGCUCAACGAUGGCCCCAGACCCCUGGGAGGGCUGCUUCUGGUCAUGGGGGCUUCUUCUGUGGCUCAGUGUUGGAAGUACAGGAGAUGCACCUCCUACCCCACAGACAAAGUGCACUGACUUCCAGAAUGCUAAUCUUCUCCAAGGCACCAAUCUCAAAGCCCACUUUCUCCUCUUCACGCCUUCUGAUCCUCUCUGUGGGCAGCUUGUGGAAGAAAGUAGUGACAUCCGGAACUUGGGGUUCAAUGCCACUCUAGGAACCAAGCUAGUUAUCCAUGGAUUCAGGGCUUUAGGAACAAAGCCUUCCUGGAUUGACAAAUUCAUCAGUGCCCUUCUGCAGGCAGCAGAUGCUAACGUGAUCGCUGUGGACUGGGUUUAUGGCUCUACAGGUGUCUACUUCUCAGCCGUGGAAAAUGUGGUUAAGCUGGGACUCGAGAUCUCCCGUUUCCUCCGUAAACUCCUGGUGCUGGGUGUGUCAGAGUCCUCAAUCCACAUCAUUGGUGUCAGCCUGGGGGCCCAUGUAGGGGGCAUGGUAGGACAUUUCUACAAAGGCCAGCUGGGACAGAUCACAGGCCUGGACCCUGCUGGACCGGAGUACACAAGAGCCAGCCUGGAGGAGCGCCUGGACCCUGGGGACGCCCUCUUUGUGGAAGCCAUCCACACAGACACGGACAAUUUGGGUAUUCGGAUUCCUGUUGGACAUGUGGACUACUACGUCAACGGAGGCCAAGACCAACCCGGCUGUCCCACCUCCAUUUCUGCAGGCUACAGUUAUCUGAUCUGUGAUCACAUGAGGGCUGUGCACAUCUACAUCAGUGCCCUGGAGAAUUCCUGUCCAUUGAUGGCCUUUCCUUGUACCAGCUACAAGGUCUUCCUUGCUGGACACUGUCUGGAUUGUUUCAACCCUUUUCUGCUUUCCUGUCCAAGGAUCGGACUGGUGGAACAAGGUGGUGUUAAGAUAGAGCCACUUCCCAAGGAAGUGAAGGUCUACCUCCUGACCACUUCCACGGCUCCAUAUUGCGUGCAUCACAGCCUUGUGGAGUUUUACUUGCUGAAGCUGAGAAACCAGGACACCUGCAUCACGGUCACCUUCCUUAGCAGCAGUGUCACCUCCUCGGUCACGAUCACCAUACCUAGACAGCAACGCCACGGGAAAGGAAUCAUAGCUCACCCCAGCCCUCAGUGCCAGAUAAACCAGGUGAAACUCAAGUUUCAGCCUUCCAACCGAGUUUGGAAAAAAGACCGGACUAUCGUUAUCGGGAUGUUCUGCACUGCUCCUUUGCCCGUCCAUGACAACCUCCACUGGUCACAGUCAUGGGUGUGGAUCCAGAAUCCCUGUCCCCUUUACCCCACCUCUAGUAGGCAUUUAGAGUAUUAGUCUUUCCACACCUGGCCCUCGGAGGACAGGAGUGGGCUCCUGGUAAUCCAAGAGUAAUCAUCCCAUAGACGAUUGUAGAAUUCUUUCACCUGACAUCACCGAAACACAGGCGCACGCAACUCUGAGCCCUCUCUCCCGACCAAUCAGGAACCUGCCCUGAGGACACACCCUCUUGUUGCUCUUCUCUUGCAGUAGAAGGACCGUCUGCUUACCUGAGCCAGUGAACUUACAAGCAAGUGAGACUGUUUCUCAUGACCUGAAAAUAACCUGUAUAUAGUUAUAUAAGGGCAGGAUACAUCUCCCUGGAUUGGGGGUGGCGGUUCAACUUAUUCUAAGCUAUUACUACUAAGAAAGAACACAAAAAUCUUGGUUAUUUUCCCCAUAAUUAGCUACCUUAGAGAGGAGAGAGAGCUCAUUUUACAGAGCUUUAUCUCCAUUGUGAAUUUAAAGAAGCUUACAGAGAUACCAUUUCAACUUUCCUAUUCAUACUUAACUGCAAUUGCCCCAUAUCCUUGGACAUCUGUACCUAGGAUUCAACAGAAACAUAUACAGGAAAAAGGCUCUUUUUUUUUUUUUUCAAAUAAAACUCCAUGGAAUAUCUGAA